AUGCAGGCCAAGCUCCUCGCCCUCCUCGCGGCCCAUGCCGCCGCCAUUGCGGUCCCCUCGGAACCGGACGUGACCAUCGACUACAAGCAGGGCCUGGCCAUACCGCGCGACAUCGCCCGGCUCGUCAAGGAGCGCGACGUCUGCAACGCCGACAACUGCCUGCGCAACCUUCGCGACAAGCGAUACAGUUCCUCGGCCAGCGCCUUUUGCUCCACCUUUAUCCAGUCCACCGUCGUCAACACGCAGUACGCCAUCGCCACGGACCACAAGACCAACACGGAGACGCCGCCUCCCGUGACUGUCACCAAUGUCAUCGUCGAUGACCUUCUCAACCCCACGGCCACGGAGAUCGUGACCCAGUACAGCACGAUUCCCGACCCUCGCUACAAGCGCGGUGCCCAGCCGUACCCUACCUGGCUCUCUGCCUCGUACCCCCCCGAGCGCGUCAGCAGCGCGUGCUCGUGCUUCAUCCCCAGCCCGUCGCCCGCCAUCCAGCAGACGGUCACCCUGACCACCUCGACCGAGACCGUCGUCGCCGUUGAAACUCUGCCUCCCGUCACCAACACCGUCGACGUCACCUCCACCCACACCAUCGACGUCGUCGCCACCCAGACGGCCACCGUCGGUGUCACCUGCGGCAUCAAGGGCUGCGUCUGGGGCAACGACCUUCUCCUCCAGAGCACCGGCAGCCUGCCCAACAUUGCCGCCUGCAAGGCCCUCUGCACAUCCAACGCGCAGUGCCAGUCCUUCCAGUGGAGCGAGCAGUACAAGUACUGCAACAUCGGCAAGGCUCCCGCCACCCAAUUCUGGGCCACACCCAGCUGCAGCGAGUUCAAGGUCUACGACGUGGCCUGCUCCAUCUAA
Purpureocillium lilacinum is the source of this 864-nucleotide messenger RNA. RefSeq lists its product as uncharacterized. The record is from RefSeq and is a predicted model, not a curated record. Lineage: Eukaryota; Fungi; Ascomycota; Sordariomycetes; Hypocreales; Ophiocordycipitaceae.